AUGUCAUUUAAAUUUAAUUUUCAAGUUGAUGAAGAUGAAAAUGAUAAUGGUAAUAAUAAUGAACAAAAUAAUGAAGAAAGUAAAUUAGAUAUAUCUGAAUUUGAUUCAAGCUCUAAAAUGGAUGAAUUACCAUCAAAAUAUAUUGAUUUAAGAAAUAAUUUAAGUAGUUUAUUAUCAAAUGUUGAAACUGAAAUAGUAACAUUUUCAUCAAAUAAUAAAUUAAAAAAAUUAGUUAAACCUUUCAAAGGAAAUCAAGAUAAUAAUAAUGAUAAUAAUGUAAAUAGUAAUGAUAAAAAUGAUAAUAAUAAUAAUAAUAAUAAUAAUAAUAAAGAUUAUGAAAAAUUAUUGGAUAAAACAGAUUUAAUACCAGGUGUAUAUGAAGGUGGUUUUAAGCUAUGGGAAUGUUCAAUUGAUAUUAUAAAUUAUUUAUUUGAAGAAAAAAUUGAUUUAAGUGGUAAAAAGGUAUUAGAAAUUGGUUGUGGUCAUGGUUUACCAGGAAUUUAUUGUUUAUUAAAUGGUUCAAUAGUAACAUUUCAAGAUUAUAAUGAAGAAGUAAUUUAUAAUUUAACCCAACCAAAUGUUUUAAUAAAUGGUGGUGAUAUAAAUAGAGCAAAAUAUAUUUCAGGUGAUUGGAAAUUUGUUGACCAAUUAUUAAAAAACGAAAAAUUUGAUAUAAUUUUAACAUCAGAUACAUUAUAUAAUGUUGGAUCAUUUAAAAAACUUUAUAAUUUAAUUUCAAAUCAUUUAGAAUCAAAUGGAAAAUGUUAUUUAGCUAGUAAAACCUAUUAUUUUGGAGUGGGUGGAGGUAUUAGAAAAUUUGAAGAAUUAUUAAAGAUCUUGAAUAGAUUAUCUAUAAAAACAGUAAGGGAUAUUAAAGAUGGUUUAUCAAAUGUGAGAGAAGUCGUUGAAAUUACAAAUAAAAUAAAUUAG
Molecule: messenger RNA, 930 nt
Organism: Dictyostelium discoideum AX4
Lineage: Eukaryota; Evosea; Eumycetozoa; Dictyosteliales; Dictyosteliaceae
Product: UPF0558 protein
Exons: 5
Coding region: 1-930 (309 amino acids)
Cellular component (GO): nucleolus; cytosol; nucleus
Molecular function (GO): protein-L-histidine N-tele-methyltransferase activity
Source: RefSeq, a predicted model, not a curated record